Molecule: messenger RNA, 1315 nt
Organism: Aricia agestis (brown argus)
Lineage: Eukaryota; Metazoa; Arthropoda; Insecta; Lepidoptera; Lycaenidae
Exons: 6
Coding region: 98-664 (188 amino acids)
Source: RefSeq, a predicted model, not a curated record
CCGUCGCUGGCGCAUUCCAACCGUGGCCUCCGACCGCUCCGGACCUGCGCACACGCCACCCGACCCCGCGACAACACCCGACAACACCCCACACAACAUGAGGAUCCUACCCCUGAUCGUACUCAUAGCCUGCGUGAGCUGCGCGUUGGCCAGGCCGCAGGAGGAGGAGGCCAAACCCGCACCAGCCCGAGGCUUGCUCAAACGAGGCCCACCACCCAAGUCCAAGACCACCACAACCACACCGGCGCCUGCGCAGGAGGAAGCGGAAUACGACGACGAGGGGGAAUACGAGCAGGAGGAGCAGCAUGAGGCAUCCACGGAGGCGCCACCUUCCUCCACUGAAGGCAAGAAGCUGGUGGGCAACGGCGUGCGGCCCUUCCGCAGCAACACCGACCUGCUCGAGACCCUGAAGAGGAAGAGGGCGCAGGCUGCUGAAGCGAGGCACGCGUCACCUGCCUCUCACUCAGAAGAUGGCCAGGCUGAUGGACCAGUCAAAGCCAACUACAACAAGAAGCGUUUCAACGCUGGCAAGACCGAGGAGUCGGGCAAGACCGGCAAGAGCCGCUUCACCAGGCCGUCGAAAGCGAGCCAGGAGGUUGAGGCGGAAGAGGAGCCCCCCACUCCCUCCCCCAGGACCGGAAGGACGUUCAGGCGGGGCAACUAAUCCCAUCACAUCCUGCCCCCAUUCCUAUCCUACUAUAAUUCCUAUCACAACCUAUCAGAACACUUCUUAUCCUACUACAAUCCUAUAUGCCAUGUAAAAACUCAGUUAUUCCCAUCAAAUAUUCCUUUCCUAUCCCAUGUUCUACCACAUCCUCCAUCCUUUUGAGGUCUAUCCAAUAUCCAUAGUCCAUAAAAUCGUUAGAAAUCCCGCCCCUCCUAUCUAUCCCAUCCUAUCCCAUACUGUUACUCUCUUACUAAUAAAAAUAUUUACGUAGUGUAUAACUAUUCAUGGUCCGCUGUCUUUGUGUGUAACAAUUCCUGUGCCAGACAACGACAAUUAUAGUAGGCCUUAUGUAGUUAGUCGACGUGUAAAUAUUUUUUAUUAAGAGAGUUAGCAUAAAUAAUUUUCAUUUGAGGACCAUCCACCGUACGAAUGAAAAUUGCUCGCCUCUUCCCAAUCCCACACCAUCCCACUCUAUUAGACGUUGAUAUUCCUACCAACCACAUCCUACCAUCCCAUCCUAUCCCACUGGUCCUUAUCACCAAGUGUUAACCGUCUGAUAUUAGGUAUUCUCUGAAUUUAUUAGUUCCGAAUCAAUAAGUUUUUUAUACGUUUGUAAAAUAUUAUGUGUAAGUAAUUUUAAAUAAAUAA